Molecule: messenger RNA, 2626 nt
Organism: Xyrauchen texanus (razorback sucker)
Lineage: Eukaryota; Metazoa; Chordata; Actinopteri; Cypriniformes; Catostomidae
Product: pyruvate dehydrogenase [acetyl-transferring]-phosphatase 2, mitochondrial-like
Exons: 2
Coding region: 141-1709 (522 amino acids)
Biological process (GO): protein dephosphorylation
Molecular function (GO): protein serine/threonine phosphatase activity; cation binding
Source: RefSeq, a predicted model, not a curated record
CUGGUCCCCUCUAGUUUUAAAAUGGGUACGGGGAACAACUAAUAGCAUCUGAUCUAAAGACCUGAGACUCCGGGUAGGAGUGUGCGGCUGUAUCAGAUGCUGGAGUUGUAGACUGCUUCGGUCACUGCAUCCAGGCAGUAAUGUCUGGGUAUUUGUGUUCAAGGCUCCUCUUUUAUGCAGGUGGAAGACAUCUGUCCAGUUUCUUGGCCGACCGUCAGUAUGUUUUACCUGCUGUGCUGUGUAGAGCCUGCCUGUUUACCUCUAAUACCCGGGGCUUCUCCUCCCGUUAUGGUAGAUCAGAUGGAACUUCGGGGCAGGAAGGCAAAAACGCAUUCUGUGCUCCUAGUAGUGAACUGGACUUCCAGAUCAAUGCAGUUCUGCGUGCUAAUGAACAAUCUGUCUGCAUUCCAGAGUUUGAUGGAUGUGGUGGGACCAGCCCUGUGCUGAGAUUUGAGACCAACCAACUUGCAGCCAAUACUCCACUAGAGGACCGGCGCAGUAGCGCCAGCUGCCUGCAGACUCGCGGCAUGCUAUUUGGCGUGUUUGACGGACAUGGUGGGCAUGCAUGUGCUCAAGAAGUCAGCGAGCGGCUACCUUAUUACAUCUCUGUGGCAAUGAUGUCAAAAUCUGUCCUGGAGGAUCUGGAGGCCGCCAUGGAGACUUUACGUCCGGUGCCGCCGAUUCUGCAAUGGUACAAGAACCACAAUGACAAUAACUACAGAGAGUCUGCGGCGCUCUACAUCAGUCAUUUACGUGUUUACUGGCAGGAGCUUCUGGCGAGUGAAAAACACGGUAAUGGUAUGAAACCUGUGGAUGCACUCAAGUAUGCAUUCCAGCGGUUAGAUACAGAUCUUUCCUUGGAGGCGCAAAUGCCACUGGCAAAUGACCUCAUGCGCAGCACAGCCAUACAGGCUGCUUUCGCUGGUUGCACUGCUUGCGUUGCCCACGUGGGACCAGAAGGCAUACAUGUUGCAAAUGCAGGGGAUUGCCGAGCUGUAUUGGGCAUCCAAAAGGAGGAUGGGAAGUGGAGUGCUUUGCCACUCACGCAUGACCAUAAUGUCACCAAUGCAGCCGAGGUAAAGCGGGUAUUGUGCCAGCAUCCGGCCAGCGAGAGCCAAACUGUAAUCUUAGAUGACAGGCUGCUUGGUGUGCUAAUGCCAUUGCGUGCAUUUGGAGAUGUGCCCUUCAAGUGGAGUCGAGAGCUACAGCAGAGUGUGUUGGAGAAUGGAGACUUGGAUUUAGAAGCAUUGAAUCUUUAUCAAUAUGCUCCACCCAAUUACCUUACUCCACCUUACUUGGAAGUCACACCUGAUGUCUUUACCCACCGCCUGCGACCGCAGGAUCGAUUUCUGAUCCUAGCCUCCGAUGGUCUUUGGGAUGAGAUGAACAAUGAGAUGGCGGUCAGGCUGGUGGCGGAACACCUGACUGGUAUUCGCCUGCAGGUACCGGUCCCAGUCAGCCAGCUUAACUUGGGACAAAUGCGCCAGCUGCUGCUGCGCCGACGGGCCAGGGGAACCCCCGCUCUAGAUCUAAAUGCAACCACGCAUUUGAUUCGCCAUGCGCUGGGCACAGAUGAGUAUGGAGACUUGGACCAAGAAGGGCUGGCCACCAUGCUGGCUUUGCCUAGUGACCUGGCACGCAUGUACCAUGAUGACAUCACUGUCACAGUGAUUUACUUUAACCAGAACUUCAACAAAUCAUGCAGAUGAUCAGAAAUCUAAGCCAAUUACCUUUUGAGCACUUGUAAAUGUUUUUUAUGUGCUGCUUGUUCUUAUACCUCACACUUUAUUAUUUUUUUUUAAAUCUGAUUACGGUGUAGUUUUAAAGAACUGUUCCUGUGCAUUAGCUUUUUUUGUAGAUCUAUUUAACCAUAAAUGUUUGCAUAUAUAUUUAUAUUAGUUAUAUUGUGUUCAUCUUUAAACAAUUCAACGAAGUGGUUAUUUAAGUGUAUCUUUCACAAAGGUUGAAUCAUAAACAUUAGCAAUUAUUUACACACAUGCUAUUUAUUCAGUAGCACAUUAUCUCUGUUCUGUGUCAUGUUUAUUUUACAUUGUUCCAUGCAUGAAGUCUGUAAGUUGUAGUCUUAGGUUUGCAUUCAUUUAUCACACUUGAUACAUUCUGCUGAGUGUUUUUUGUUUCAGCAGUUUGAUUUGCACUGUUUUGGGGAUUUCGUGGCCUUUGCUAUGAAGACUUUUCCACUUUGCACUAUUUUAGUACAAGUUGUUUGUCAAAUCACCGAAGUGAGUCACAAAGUGUUCUUGUCAAUGGUUAAACUGAUGAUAAUUGCAGAGCAAAGUUUGAAGGUCAUAGGACCAGUUUUAUGCACUGUUUUAUUACACGUUACUUUUUACAUCAAGAACAUUUUGCAUCAUUAUAAGGUAUUAAAAGGCGUAUGUAGAUUGAUGAUGUGAAACAAACUAACCGUGUGUUCUCCUGACAUUUGUGUUCCCGUUGUUACUAUUUGCACUGCACUAAUGUGAGUUUAGAGAUUUCAGAGAGCCUUUCUCUUCUUGGGAAUGGGCUUCCAUGUUUUUACAGAAGAGAUCUGAAUUUGGUCUUUGAGAAAAGUUCGUUUAAAAUGUAUUUCUGUUACUUGAAUUUAACUGUGUUUCGAUUCUUUGGUUAU